Molecule: messenger RNA, 1773 nt
Organism: Meriones unguiculatus (Mongolian gerbil)
Lineage: Eukaryota; Metazoa; Chordata; Mammalia; Rodentia; Muridae
Gene: Ak8
Product: adenylate kinase 8
Exons: 13
Coding region: 79-1569 (496 amino acids)
Biological process (GO): nucleoside triphosphate biosynthetic process
Cellular component (GO): cytoplasm
Molecular function (GO): nucleoside diphosphate kinase activity; ATP binding; AMP kinase activity
Source: RefSeq, a predicted model, not a curated record
AGCGGAGGCGCGCACCGAUGACGCACAGACUGGCGUCCUAGCAACGCGGUUACUAGGAAGCAGCGGGCCAUCAGAGACAUGGAUGCCACCACUGCUCCGCACCUCAUCCCCCCGGAAAUGCCUCAGUACGGGGAAGACAACCAUAUCUUUGAGAUGAUGCAGAAUAUGCUGGAACAGCUCCUGAUACACCAGCCAGACGACCCCAUCUCCUUCAUGAUCAUUCACCUGCGCCGAAACAACGACAAUGUGCCGAAGAUCAUGAUACUAGGUCCGCCCGCCUCCGGGAAAACCACCAUCGCAAUGUGGCUCUGCAAACAUCUGAACAGCAAUCUCAUCACCAAGGAGAACUUACUAAGCAGAGAGUAUUCCUCUCAGGCUAUAGAGGCCAAGAAAUAUUUCGAGGCUUACAAGAGGAUUCCCAAUGCGAUGUUUAUCAACCUGGUCCAUGAGCGCCUCUGUGAGGACGAUUGCCUCAGACGGGGCUGGGUCCUGGAGGGCAUCCCUGAGACGCGGGAGCAGGCGCUGAUGAUCCAGACCCUGGGGCUGGCGCCCAAGCACGUCGGCAUUCAGGGGUCCACACAGCUGAGAGGGCCUGUCUCAGAGCCGGAAGCUACCGAGAACAGAAAUCCCUGCUGGCUGAGAGGCAUCACUGUCUUUUCUUGGGACAAGAUUUCAUAUAGUCUAGAGAUCUACCACACCACCUUUGACUGGCCCCCUGAGGCUGAAGUUCAGAACAGGCUGAUAGAGCCAGAGGGCAUCUCAGAGAUAGAGACGGCGAAGAAGCUGCUGGACUACCACAGGAACAUUGUCAGGAUCCUUCCUUCAUACCCCAAAAUCCUGAAAAGCAUCAGCGCAGACCAGCCGUGUGUGGAUGUCUUCUACCAGGCUCUGACCUAUGUCCAAACUGGCCACAGAUGCAAUGCCCCAUUCACCCCCAAGGUGCUGCUGUGUGGGCCGACAGGCAGUGGGAAGAGCCUGCAAGCUGCCCUUCUGGCCCAGAAAUACGGCCUUGUGGACAUCUGCUGCGGGCAGCUGCUGAAGGAAGCUGUGGCAGCCAAGACAGCCUUCGGGGAACUCAUCCAGCCGUUCUUUGAAAAGCGGUUGACAGUUCCCGACAAUAUCAUCACCAGGGCUCUGGCUGACCGUCUGAACAAACAAGACUGCAUCCAGAAAGGCUGGGUGCUGCAUGGCUUCCCAAGAGACCUGGACCAGGCAAAGAUGCUGAACGCUAUGGGCUACAGUCCCAACAGAGUGUUCUUCCUCAACGUGCCGUUGGACUCCAUCCUGGAGCGGCUGACACUGAGAAGGACUGACCCUGUCACAGGAGAAAGGUUUCAUCUCAUGUACAAGCCUCCUCCCACUGUAGAGGUCCAGGUCCGUCUCCUGCAGAACCCCAAGGACUCGGAGGAUCACAUCAGGCUCCAAACAGAGUUGUUCUACAGGAACUGUGGGGACCUGGAGGAGUACUACAGUCGGGCCAUCACCAUCAAUGGGGACCAGGACCCAUAUACUGUCUUUGAGUACAUAGAGAGCGGGAUCAUUAAUCCCCUGCCCAGGAAAGUGACCUGAGGUGUGCAAAGCCUAGAGCCCCGGAGACACUAGAAUCCCCGACCCCACACAACCUUCAGCAGACCCCACCUAGCCAAUAAAGACGCUACUCACAACCUCAGGUAGCUUUCUCAUGGGGUCUGAGAGGAGGCCCCUGGAGGGGGACAGCAGAAUGUCGAAGGCCGGGCCUCCCUCUAGAGUCAGAGCCGAUGCUACCCACCUCAA